Molecule: messenger RNA, 507 nt
Organism: Coffea arabica (coffee)
Lineage: Eukaryota; Viridiplantae; Streptophyta; Magnoliopsida; Gentianales; Rubiaceae
Source: RefSeq, a predicted model, not a curated record
AUGACUCCAUUUGAAGCAUUAUACGGCCUUUCCCCUCCUCAGCUAGCUCUGGGACCCUACCUGCAAUCCAGAGUAGCUGCUGUUGGCGAGUACGUCCAAGAAAGGCAGCAAAUAGACAACAUCCUGAAGCAGAAUUUGAAGCAAGCGCAGGAAAGGAUGAAGAGAUAUGCUGAUGAAAAGAGAAGUGAAAGGGAGUUCAAUGAAGGUGAUUGGGUGUACCUACGGUUGCAACCGUAUAGACAAAGCUCAAAAUCCUUGAGGGGAAACACCAAACUCUCAACAAAGUAUUUUGGUUCCUACAAGAUUGAGGAAAGAAUUGGGAAUGUCGCUUACAGACUGAAUCUGCCAGCCGCUUCAAAGGUCCACCCCGUUUUUCAUGUAUCCCUGCUCAAGAAGAAGAUAGGGGAUAAGAUCACACCUACACUACAAUUGCCAGAAACAAAUGAAAAGGGGCACUGGAGGGUGGAGCCAGUAGCAAUACUGGGUAGGAGGCUAGUAAAGAAAUGA